Messenger RNA from Eleginops maclovinus (Patagonian blennie), 6248 nucleotides. It is a transcript of the gene dlgap2b, whose product is annotated as discs, large (Drosophila) homolog-associated protein 2b. Lineage: Eukaryota; Metazoa; Chordata; Actinopteri; Perciformes; Eleginopidae. Bases 1 to 2457 code for a protein of 818 amino acids. Gene Ontology annotation, cellular component: postsynaptic specialization; glutamatergic synapse. The transcript is spliced from 5 exons. Gene Ontology annotation, molecular function: molecular adaptor activity. The record is from RefSeq and is a predicted model, not a curated record. Gene Ontology annotation, biological process: signaling.
AUGAAGGGCUUAUCGGGCAGCCGUUCCCAGCACCAGAUCCCUUUACCCUACGGCUUGGACUAUGACCCCCACGUCCAUGACCUCCACGCUCACCAUGGCUCUGACUCCCGCCACUCGUCCUACCUGCUCAGCCCCACAGAGAGCUGCCCCAUGGACUUCCACCACCGCUACUCGCCGCGCAGCUCCAUCCACUCUGACUGCAUGAUGAUGUCCGGCGUCAUGAUGCCCCCUGCUGCAGCAUCUGACCACAUCUCCAGCAGCACCUUCCCCAGAAUGCAUUACAGCUCUCAGUAUUACGACUCAGCCACACGAGACGACUGCGCUGCCAUCACAGCCUCAGCCACAUCCCCAGCCGUAGCUGCUGCUGCAGCCGCCGCGGCCGCCUCUUCCCAUCUCUCCGGCACCAAGAGCAACCGCCUCCCUGCUAACCUACUCGACCAGUUUGAGAAACAACUGCCGCUACACCGCGAUGGCUUCCACACGUUACAGUACCAGCGCACCCACACCACCACAGAACGCAGCGAGAGUCCUGGCCGCAUCAGACACCUUGUUCAUUCUGUCCAGAAGCUAUUCACCAAGUCCCACUCCCUGGAGGGAUCGUCCAAGAUGAAUGGCACAAAAGGUGACAUCAUGGGAGGAGGAAGUUAUCACCAUCAUGGCCACCACUCCACCAAACAUGGUAGCAAGAGGAGCAAGAGCAAAGAACGCAAGAACCGUUCUGGCGGCUGGUGGAGCUCGGAUGACAACCUCGACAGUGACAGCACUUACCGCACACCCAGUGUCAUGUCGCGGCACCACGGCGAACAUGUCAGCCACUACUACCCAGAUUCCACGCACAGCCACCACUUUGGAGACCUGUCACUCAAGACCUCUAAGAGUAACAAUGAUGUCAAGUGCUCGGCCUGCGAGAGCAUGGCCAUGGCGCCCGAGGGCAAAUUCAUGAAGAGGAGCUCCUGGUCGACACUGACAGUCAGCCAGGCCAAGGAGGCGUACAGGAAGUCAUCGCUAAAUCUCGAUAAGCACUCGGACCUCAAGUCAUCGCGGACAUGUCACUACCUGCAGGUGCCCCAGGAUGAAUGGUCUGGAUACCCAGGGGAUGAUGAGAUCCCGUGUCGGCGGAUGCGCAGCAGUAGUUAUGUCAAAGCUAUGGGAGAGGUGGAUGAUGAAAGCGGCGAUUCUGACACCAGCCCUAAGACCUCCCCACAGAAAGCCAUUCGGCCAGAUGCUCUCGUCCUCAAAUCAGCCAUGCAGAGACCCCAUCUAGACUCCCAAAGCCAGGGCUACCACUUGCAAACAAGAGAAAUGCGACCCCACCCUAGUGUCACGCUGGACCCCGCCUCCUUUCACCCCCCACCCUACCGCUCUCGCAACCAGAGCUACAUGCGCGCCGUCAGCACCCUCAGUCAGGCUAGCUGCGUCAGCCAGGUGAGUGAGACUGAGAUCAAUGGCCAGUUUGAGUCAGUUUGCGAGUCCGUUUUUAGUGAAGUAGAAUCGCAGGCCAUGGAAGCCUUGGACCUGCCUGGUUCGUUCCGCACUCGAAGCCACAGUUACCUCCGUGCAAUUCAGGCUGGUUAUUCCCAAGAUGACGACUGCUUGCCUUCAAUGACAUCCUCCACUGUCACUUCAACUCUCAGAUCCACAACAGAGGGAUAUGAUGUUUUGGAUGGGACCUCUUUACUAAAUGAAGACAUGAUAGAGGAUGAUGACGGUGCUAGCUCCUCUGCCUAUGUGGAGCUGGAGAGGCUUGAGAGAGAGACUGCUGCUGCUCGCAGCCAGCACAGUACUAGCUCGACUGUUACAGCCAUCUCUGUCCCACCGGCAUCCCCGCCUUCGUACAGGAUCCCUUCUGCCUCUCCAGUAUCCUCUGAGCCGCCGGUCCCUCAGGCCCUCCAGGCCUUUAAAGAGUCUGCUAACAUGGUUGCUGCCUUCAAUUUGCAGUGGAAGGAUGAAAUAUCAGCAAUGCGCUAUGAACUCGCAGAGCUGCGUAGAGAUGUCUGUGGGGAAUUGAAGACUUUCAACAGUAACUUCUUCAACUUUACUCAGUGCUACAACAUGUGGACUUUGUGCCGAGAGCCGUGCAGUGACAGCACCACCCAAACGGACGACAGAGUGUCUGUAGGAAUUCAAGCAGGUUCAAGUUGGUCCAUUCGACAGAAUACACAGGACAAGUCAGUGAUGUGCCAACCAGAGCCAGUCCCCUUCAGCAUUAUGGACUUGAUGGACCCACCUCGAAUUGAGAUUAUAGAAGGAACCCCUGAAACCACACCAGAGGGUUCAGGCAGCCCGGCCAGCCCAAUUCCAAUUGAGGAUUUCCCAUGGGAAAUCACUAAAAAGCAAAAGACCCAAAAGCAGCCAGACACAGUGGGCCACACAGGUGGUCACAGAAGCGCCAGUCUAGAACUGUGGAGCAGGAAGUACACCAGUGGGCCCAUGUCAUAUCUGUCUAUGUCAUUCUAAUCAUUCCCAUUCUAAGCAUACUGUAAAAUGAGAUGAAGAAGCCAAGGUAAAAAAUGUUUCUAAGAAAGACAGGGCAGAGGAGUUGUUGGAUGUCCCUUUACUCUAUGCAGACACAGUCUGUCAUUUCUUGAACAGGUUACAAUGAUGUUCAAACAAUCUUUUAAUAAGUGUCUUGGUUAGCCAUGGAAUAAAAGAGAAUGAAUAUGUUUUACACCAGAAUGAAGUGACAUAAGAAUGUGAGAGAGCAUGUGGCUGAUGUUUAGAUCCUAAAGUGCCAACAAGUGCAGCAUCAUCUUUCCUCCGCCGUCAUAAAUACCCAACCUUGAGAUGAAAAGAUAGUUCAAGUAAAUAUGAUUGGAAAUAUAAGGGUAAUUGAAUGAUAUAGUAAAUAAUCAACCAUUGUGAGGUGAGGCAUAAGUUGUUUAUGCAAGUGAAUUGUUCAUGUUCAUUCCAGUUUCUCUUCCUGUAGAAACAUUCUCUUAAGCACCUGAGUAUACUGAAGAAAUACUGUGAAUACCUUUAUAAACCCUAGUUUUGUAAUGAAUGCAUCAAAGAGGAAUACACUAUUUAAGAAUAUAUUGAUAUAUCAUUUAAUUUCUAGUUAUUCUAAUAAAAGCAUUCCUUUCCCAUGGCCUUCAUCCAUUUUGUAGCCAGUUCCAUUGGAAAUGGGCAUUUUGAAAAUUUCUAACUUAGAAAAGAUUUCUCUAUGGUGAAUUGUUAAACAUAAAGUAACUGUAAUAAUUUGAUAAAAAAAAGUAGAUAGUUAUGACAACAACCUACAAUGAAAUUUGUAAAAGCCUAUUCCUUUGGAGUACUGUAUGGAUGACACUGUCUCAAUGCUUAGUGGACUUUGUCCCUGGCUAAUAUUGUUUACGAUUAUUAUUUGUGACUGACUUUCAAGUCCAACAGCAUGUGGAGAAGAAACAGUAAAGGAGAUUCACAGUGAUAAAGAAGUAUGAAUGUAUUGGCUUCAAUUCAUUCUCGCACAAACCACACUCAUGUUGACACUGUAUAUGUAUAUAAAUGUACCAUUUUGUAUAUAGAGAAACUUAUAUUCAAUACUCGUACUGUUUGCAGUUAUAAACAUACUCAUUCCUGAUAGCUCUGAGGGGGGUUAUAGUUGUAACUGUGGUUCAAAACCAAACACAGCACUUUUCCAGUCUUCAAGGUCUGACUUCAUUUAUGCAUCGUGUCCAUUACCCAGCUGUUUGUGCACGUCAUAAAGGAGUUGGGAGUUCAUGCCACUGUUUCUGCUAUUGUUUUUCAUGCAGUGGUGACUGGAGGUUUUUUAUUAUUUGGUUAAGUAUCUUACCUAUCCAUUAUUUUUUAUUUAAGUAAAAGGUCUAACAAGUACUUGAUGAAAUGGUUUAGUAGAUUUUGACAACAUUCUUUAAUAUUCAACUUUUUUUAAAUGCCACACUUCUCUGGUAACGGUGGACUUUUCCAUGCUUGUAGUUCAUCACUGCUGAAAGAUAACAGGGAAACACUGGUCCCUAUAAGUAGACAAUCAGAGCCACUGAGGGCCUCUACCUUUCGCACAUGUCGCCAGAGGUGCAGUAUAGUACCAGUGAAUGUACUAAAACCGCCUCACUAGUGAUGGCUUAGCUGGGCUCCUGUCAAACCUUAAUGGGUAGGAGCCCUCAAUCAUCUGCUAUAUCAUAUAUACUCAUACAAUAAUUGUCCUCAUUAGCCACUGCCAUUCCCUUCAGCCACUCAUCCGGCCCAUUGUCCCAACAUGGCGUACCAAAGUUACUGUAAUACUGAGGCUUGUGGAAUGAGCUCAACAACAAAACAUCUCCAAGCUUGAAAAACGUGAUCUGGACGAUCACUGCAGCACAGGACCAUGGGAAGCCCGUAUGUAUCAGACCCCUGACUGAAAUGUGAACCUUUCAAAUGGACUUUUAAUAAAGGAAAGGCAUCAUAUCUCACUUUAUGAGGAGUGGAUCUUCUUCCCCCUUUGCAUGAUCAAAUACAAGGAGAAAAAGUGGCAUUUUGAAAAUGAUCUUUAUACAAAGGCUGUACUAAAAGGGGAAAUCGAAUUAUAGUUUAAGCCACGAAGGAAAAAACAGGCAGACAUUUCCUUUCAAGUUAUUGCAGUAGCUCCGCCCCACACACCUGUUACAGAUCCUCAUUGAACCCGAGCUGAAAUGCCAAGCGAAAUGAUUAAUUUGCCUUGAUAAUCUAAUAUGUGUUACACAGUAACACUGUAUAAUAGUAUGUUUUGCUGAUAAUGUUUUGCAGAAACUCCUUAGCUGGGAAUUUGAUGUUUUGGUACAAGAAAUAAUAGGUAUGGAAUAAGUUCAAAUCUAUUGUUGCCAUUAUUCACUAUUUGCAAUACAGAAUAAGAACUUCUAAAGGCUGGCAGCCUAUUUACUGUUGUUAAUAACCAAAACAAAUCCAAUUUUGUGAUUUGAUCACAGACCGGCCAAAGGCUGGGAUCGCCUAAAAUCAUACAGGAUUUCAGUGAAAGGCAUAUAACUGUGACAACAUUUAGCCUAUAACCAUUCUAAUAUAUGAUAUAUAUUAAUGGAUAUAUUUAAAAAAAUGUUUGGAAAGGCUUGUAUUCAUAUGUUUGCUUUUGGAUAAAGAGGGAAUUGCAGUGAAAUUCCUUUCUUUAAAUCAUAUUUUCCCAUUGUUUGGGGAAUGCAAACUAAUUUAAAAGGUGCUGAAGACUGACCAAUCAUGAUGUCUCCAAUCUACAUCCAUUCAUUCUAUGCAAGUCCUUUGUUCUUUUUGGUAUUUUACUUCAUUUAAACAUCUGCAGUCAUAGAUAUUAGGCGUUUAUGUUAAGCCUUCAUGCAAGCCAUCAAUGCCAGGAAUGGAAUUAUGUUUUCAGAAAAUAUUGAUGGCUCUUUAAAAAAAAGAAAAAACAUAAUGCAGUUAUUUUCGCAUGAGCCAGGCGCCACACCACAUGUUGUCUUGUGGUUUCCUGGCAGAGAGUUUUUUCAUUCACAUUUCUUCCACUUUAUUUUAUAUGUAUACUAAAAUCAAAGAGUUUGUUGGUGAGAUUCUUGAGAUUACUGCUCAGUAGAAGCAUCUGUGUGCUUUGUGGCAUCGUAUAAAAAAUAAAUGAGAAAUCAUGAGUGCAUCACACAUUGUCAAUUUAUGUAAUGACUACAGCUAAAUUGGAAAAGCUUUGAAUAAUAUAAUUGGAAAUGCUGUACAAAUGCUUACCAUUCUUCUAAAUGUAUAUCCAAUUGAUCUGCAAACAUGGUGAUUUAUUGAUCCCAAGGAACUCACCUAUGCUAUAAAAGGCAUUUCAUCUAGUGUGUCAUCACCAUUUCAUCAUUUAGCCCAAAGAAGUUACCCUUCCCUUAAAAAAAGUUGAAAUGUAGCAAAAAAAGACAGAGAUAUUGAUCAAAGUAUUAUAAAAUAUACAUAUAUAAAUACAUAAGAGUUGUACAUUUAUCAAAAACUUAAGAGGAAAUAGAAUAAGGGUAUUAUUUUUAACCAUGCAACCAUAUUUUGUGUAAUGAAAUAUAUAUCUAUUUGUAACAAUUCUGAAUUGUCUACCUGUUACAUGUUACAGUGUGUAGUCAAUCUCCCCAUGAGUUUCUGUUUACAUUGUGUUGCCAUCCAGAUAUUUGAUGCAACAACUGUGCCACAUCCAGCUAUUAGGACAAAGGUUUUUGGAUGGAAUCUGAUCUGAACUUGUAACACUGCUUGAAUAUAAAUCCUUUUCUACCCCUAUGUUCUCUUCCUGCAUUUAUUCAAGCUACUCUGUUUUGCAUCAAUCAUGUUGCAAUUUUCAGGGAUCUCAGACUGCUUUGUGUAGUGAAUCAGACUUUGUC